Messenger RNA from Seriola dumerili (greater amberjack), 1344 nucleotides. RefSeq names its product N-acetyllactosaminide beta-1,3-N-acetylglucosaminyltransferase 2-like. NCBI's taxonomy places the organism in Eukaryota, Metazoa, Chordata, Actinopteri, Carangiformes, Carangidae. Gene Ontology annotation, molecular function: hexosyltransferase activity. The transcript has a single exon. Gene Ontology annotation, cellular component: membrane. The record is from RefSeq and is a predicted model, not a curated record. Bases 1 to 1344 code for a protein of 447 amino acids.
AUGGGCAGAUGCUGCAAAUGCAACAGGAGACUGCUGUGCAUGUGCUUGCUGCCUUGCAUGAUGACCGGCCACCUUCUGAUUUAUAUCCUGGUGUCCAUAUUCGUCACCAUCUCCUACACUCCUCCAAAAAUAAACGUCCACUAUAUUGCCCCGGGGAUUUCUCCUAACUCUUCUGCUUUGGCCUCUCACCCACUUGGCCCUUUCUGGAACCUUCGUCUGGAGGACAGUGCACUGUGGAACCAGUUGCAGCAUGCUUGGGAUCGUCAGCACAAUCCAAUACUGCGAGGAAACACAACAGGGGUAAUGAGGAAGCCGAGAGCUAAGCUUGAGUCAGAAGUCGAGGAUGAGUGCCUCUCUGACUGCAUGUCACACAAGUGUACGCUCCCUCGUAUGCAAGAUUUAAAGAGCCUGCCCGAACAAAUGAUAUCAUUUAUCAGGUCAAUGCACUGCAGGGAGUAUCCGCUCCUGAUCAAUCAGCCUGGUAUGUGUAGGAGGCAGAACAGUAGCUUUGGUUUGGACACUCCCAUGCUCCUCAUGGCCGUCAAAUCUCAAGUGGGAAACUUUGAAAACAGGCAGGCCAUCCGUGAAACAUGGGGACGCAGUGGUCUGGUAAGGGGGGAAUCAAAUAAGAAAGGCGGAUUAGUGCACACAGUGUUUCUACUUGGGAGGCAGGACUCAAGUACAGGUCCUCAUCCAGACCUCAAUAACCUCCUGAAUCUUGAGAACCAGAAAUAUGGGGAUAUCCUACAGUGGGAUUUUAGAGACACUUUCUUUAACCUAACCCUAAAGGACUUGCUGUUCUGGCAUUGGCUCCAGCAGUACUGCCCCACUGCCACCUUUGUGUUCAAAGGCGAUGAUGAUGUCUUUGUUCGAACAGAUGCCCUUCUGGAUUAUCUGAACAAGCAGUUAGAGGAGCAGAACCUGUGGAGAGCCCGUACAAAUGAAACUAGCAUGAAUUUGUUUGUUGGGGAUGUAAUCAAUAACGCAAUGCCAAACCGUGAACCAUCCACUAAAUACUACAUACCAGAACGUUUCUACAAAGGUGGUUACCCACCGUACGCAGGUGGAGGAGGGGUUGUGUAUUCUGGCUCACUUGCGUUACGACUGAAAGAGGUGUCUCAGAGGGUGCGUCUUUUCCCUAUAGACGAUGUGUAUCUGGGAAUGUGCCUGCACAGACUCGGGCUCGCUCCAAGCCAUCAUGCAGGUUUUUUAACCUUUGACCUCCCAGAGACAGACAGGGGAAAUCCUUGUGCGUACAGAUCCGUUCUGCUGGUUCACAGACGGAGUCCCAAAGAGAUGCUGACGCUGUGGAACCAGCUCCAGAAUCUCCCCAGUCGAUGCUAA